Centropristis striata (black sea bass) is the source of this 1141-nucleotide messenger RNA. RefSeq names its product coiled-coil domain containing 124 (gene ccdc124). Gene Ontology annotation, molecular function: transcription coactivator activity. Gene Ontology annotation, cellular component: nucleus. The record is from RefSeq and is a predicted model, not a curated record. The coding region runs from base 117 to 785 and encodes 222 amino acids. Gene Ontology annotation, biological process: transcription by RNA polymerase II. Lineage: Eukaryota; Metazoa; Chordata; Actinopteri; Perciformes; Serranidae. The transcript is spliced from 5 exons.
CAGAGUGCGCGGUGGUUUCAGAGAGGAGGUGGCAGAUGCCUCUUCGAAACAGCAGUCAACUGUCGUCUACCUACGACCUGUUUUUACUCUCAUACUGCUGAAAAGCAGCUGUUGGGAUGCCAAAGAAGUUCCAGGGCGAGAACUCCAAGGCGGCCACAGCCAGAGCCCGCAAGGCCGAGGCCAAGGCAGUGGCAGACGCCAAGAAGAAGCAACAGGAAGAGGAUGCUCUGUGGCAGGAAACAGACAAACAUGUUCUCAAAAAAGAGCAAAGAAAGGAUGACAAAGAGAAGAAGAGGGCCGAGGCUCUGGAGAGAAAAAAGGAAAACGCACGACUUCUCGACGAGGAGAGCUCUACCAUAAAAGGCAAAUCCCAGAGGGAGGCUGGACCUGGAGGAAAAGUCACACGUGCCCAGAUCGAAGAGGUGCUUCAGAACGAGCAACAGCAACAAGAGGAUAAAGAGCUCAAGCCAAAAGAAAAGAGCCACCUGGAGACUCCACUGGAGGAGAACGUGAACAGAAUUAUCCCAGAAGAAGGAACUGUGGAAGCUAGGACAAUAGAAGAUGCCAUCUCUGUUCUCAGCACCGGGCCUGAGGACCUGGACAAACACCCAGAGCGUAGGAUGAAAGCAGCAUUUGCUGCCUAUGAGGAGGCCAACAUGCCUCGGCUAAAACAGGAGAACCCCAACAUGAGGCUGUCGCAGCUGAAGCAACAGUUGAAGAAGGAGUGGAUGAAGUCUCCGGAGAACCCCCUGAACCAACGCUUUGCCACCUACAACACAAAGUGAAUGCACUGUUUCCCCACAUAACUCCAUUUGAAAACUGUCUGCCUAUCCACAUAGGAGCCUAACAUAAAAAAAAUUGAAUAAUUCAAUUUAAAAACGAGUGUUGCUUCUCGCCCUGAGAGAAUCUCUCUAAUGCCAGAUGACUCAGCUUGGUUGUUCCAUUCACUAGCAAGGAGAAGCUCAUUUUCCCUGUAAAGGUCACAAGUGAUCAUCAUGCCUGUGCAUGUGGCCUCUAAUGUGGCACUUAGCUAGCAGCUAAUGAAUUUAAUUACAUAUAUUUUUUCUUCUAGCACUUGUGGGGAGGUGGGAAGCCAGAUGUUUUGAGAGCAACUUAUUAAAGUUCAACACUCAAUCAUCAA